This is a messenger RNA of Solanum dulcamara, 1370 nucleotides long. RefSeq names its product zinc finger CCCH domain-containing protein 39-like. Bases 209 to 1045 code for a protein of 278 amino acids. The record is from RefSeq and is a predicted model, not a curated record. Lineage: Eukaryota; Viridiplantae; Streptophyta; Magnoliopsida; Solanales; Solanaceae. The transcript has 2 exons. Gene Ontology annotation, molecular function: metal ion binding; mRNA binding.
UUGCUCACACAUAUAAUUUUAAUUUUUGAAUUCCAAGAAUUUAUUUGUAAUCUUGAUAUUCCACUUGAAAAGAUAAAACUGUACAUUCUCCAAAAACAAAUUUACGUAGAAGUAGAGAUGAUCAUCUGCGUCACUCAAUCUUGAUUUCAAACUCCCAUAUGUGCAGUUUUUUUUCACUGAGGUCUACGAAACCCCAAAGAGUAGGAGAAUGAGUAGGCCUGAUAAUAAUCUUGAAAUUUCUGGUAAACGUGAUGAGUAUUCUGCUAAUGCUGAAAGUGAAUCUUUGAAGAAACCCAUAGAGGAGAAUUCAAGAAUGGCCCAAGAAGGUAACAAGUCAAAUGUGCCUGCGAUUCAUGUUCGUCAACAAAUAUGCGUACCAUUCAAAAAGCGGGGUACCUGCCCUUAUAGUGAAUGGUGUCGUCAUGUUCAUACUAUAGGCGAAGGUAGAGGCAAAGGUAAAUACAGGGAGUGCUCUGCAAUAACAAUUGUGAAUGGUGAGUCUGCAGAUGUGCCUACGCAGGACAUUGGGUUUGAGCAAGAUAUCUUGAGGAUGAAUGCAGGGAGAUACACGACUCAUUCUGAUAUUAUGGAAUCCAAAAAGUCUGAGAAUUGUACAAGGCUGAAGACCAGACUUUGCACCCUGUGGGAAAGGGACAAUAGAUGUGCAUAUGGUACAAAAUGUUUAUUUGCUCAUGGGAAAGCAGAACUGAAGAGUCUUGAUUCCUCCAAUCCACCAGAAUCGCGGAGUAGUGCUGACAUUUCUGCUCCAGCCAGAAAUGUACCCGACAGGGAUGUUGCAUCCAAUCCACCGGAAUCGCGGAGUAGGGCUUACAUUUCUGCUCCAGCCAGAAAUGUACCCGACAGGGAUGUAGCAUCCAAUCCACCGGAAUCGCAGAGUAGAGCUGACAUUUCUGCUCCAGCCAGAAAUGUACCCAACAGGGUUGUAGCAUCCAAUGAAAUAGUGACCAUUGCUCCGGCUGACCGUAGGUUCAAGUGGAAUGACAUACAAAGGAUCAGCCGGAUCUAUGGUGACUGGAUUGAAUAGCCACAGCCUUCCCCGUAAUCAUCAGACACUGGACAACUAAAGAGCCUCAAUUUUAUAUCGCAUUGGCUCUUUGAUCAAUUUUUGAAAUCUCUGUAGUUUAAAAUGCUGCUUGCUGAGUUGAUAUCAUUUCGAUUUCAGUUUGACAAAACCUGCCUUGUCAGGAUUUUGUGAAGUGAAAAAACAUACUACAUAGUUUUACAAAUCAGAAUAGGGAUAAUUAAAGUAAAAAUUACAGUCUAUACAACACUAGUUUCAGCAUUUAUGCACAUCUUAUAGAAGAAGACUUUUUGUUAAUGUGAGUUGUCUUGUUAUUUUGCCAUCUCCA